AUGGGGGUAAAUAAGAGAGGUCGAGUGAAGAACUUGACUGCAGGGCGGCCUCCAACCGUCUUAAAACCGAAGUCGAUAUCAAGAAAGGCUACUAGGACAUUAAUUAAUUCUCACCAUGUUCUAGAGAAGAAGAAAGUUCAAGCUAUCGCUAAAGGCGAUAUAGCUACGCAGACUACGAUUGAAGCAGAGAUUGCUGCCCUGGGUGGCCUUGAGAAGUACCAACAAGCCAGCCUUCAGGGCCAACGCCUUGACCGUGGGGGAGACAGCUCCCGUGUGCUUAUGGAUUGGCUUAAGUCGAUGGACUCCAGUCUCGCUUCCCCUGCAGAGACUCGGCUGAAAAUGCUUGAGGUCGGUGCUUUAAGCACUACGAAUGUAUGCUCGAGGAGCGGUGUCUUCGAUAUGGAAAGGAUAGACUUGAACAGUCAAAGCGAUGGCAUCACACAGCAAGACUUCAUGAAAAAGCCGCUACCUAAGGAUAACUCGGAACGUUUCGAUAUCAUUAGUCUUUCUUUAGUCUUGAAUUUUGUCCCUGAUGCUAUAGGACGAGGUGAAAUGCUUCUCAGAACUUUGGAAUUUCUAAAAGAACCUAAUACAGACAGCUCAUCUCAGCUACGUGAUAUCUUUCCAAGUCUGUUUAUGGUUCUACCAGCACCAUGCGUCACCAACUCAAGGUAUAUGAACGAGGCUCAUAUAGAGUCUAUCAUGAGAACAUUAGGAUACGUAAAAGCUCAGAGCAAGACCACUCAGAAACUUGUCUACUACCUUUGGGUCAGGAAGUCGCCGCUCCAAUCGCCUCUUACGACGUUCAAGAAAUUGGAACUUCGAUCUGGCCACUCGAGAAACAACUUUGCCAUCGUGAUUCGUGGCUCGUCAGGGUGA
This is a messenger RNA of Daldinia childiae, 879 nucleotides long. Its product is annotated as 25S rRNA adenine-N(1) methyltransferase. Gene Ontology annotation, molecular function: rRNA (adenine) methyltransferase activity. The transcript is spliced from 2 exons. Bases 1 to 879 code for a protein of 292 amino acids. The record is from RefSeq and is a predicted model, not a curated record. Lineage: Eukaryota; Fungi; Ascomycota; Sordariomycetes; Xylariales; Hypoxylaceae. Gene Ontology annotation, cellular component: nucleolus.